CUUAUUCGUAGAAUUUAAAGGGAUUUUCUAACAAUUAAACUUUGAGCAUCAUUAAUUAGCAGAUGUACUCCGACAAAUCAAAUGGAUAUACGGGUCAACCUAUUUGGUUAUCAUUGGUAAUGAAUCCUUAAACCUUAAAUGUCAAUAUGUCGUAUCUGGAAAAUGAAGUUCAUUUUUUUCUCUUAUUGUUUGCUGAGGUAACUUCCUCUUUAUUUUUUUCACGUCUGAGAUAAUGUUUUGAUUUGACAUAUUGGUUGAGUUUUUAUACCUUAAAAUAUUUGCAAUCAACCUUUGACAUGAGUGUUACUUCUCACAGGGUCAGUGAACACGACAAUAAAUCAUUCUUAAAUACGGCGGUCUUUAACACCAAAGAGUCGAUAAACUCGUGUAAUUCAUUAAUCCAAUCUUUUAAAUAUUUACGUUCGAGUAUUAAAUCAUGACUAUGUUUUAUCAUAAAAUAACAUAUUAUGACGGCGCCGAUAAACUAUAGAGUUUUAAGGAAAUAUAAAGACCCUGACAAAUGAUUAAUAGUGGCAGCUGUUUAUUUCUGUUUUUGUUUACUUCAUCAUAAACAGAAUAUUCAAAUGUCAACGUAUUGACACUUAAAUUGUUUUUAUUGGCGGUGAUCAACUAAUAUGAGACGAACGAAUUAAUUUGUCCAGUUGUUCUACCUAGAUAAUGAAGUACUUCACCUGCAAUCAGUUGCAAAACUACAACCUUUUUUCUUUUUCUUUCAAUCUUCAACAGAAUGAUAUUCCUAAGAAGGAGAUCAAUAACAAUCCUAGUCCUGAUUUACUUCUUCUCAAAUUGCACAACAUGUUAUUCCACUAGUUGCACAAAUGGCUGUGAUUUAGCUUUAGCUUCCUUCUUCAUCUGGCCCGAAUCGAAUCUCCCUUUAAUAAACCAACUAUUUGACAACAUCUCAUACAGUGAUAUCCUUGAGUGGAAUACUCAAAUCACAAGCACGUUUAUCCUAACCGAAUCCAGAGUUCACGUUCCCUUUCGUUGUGAUUGCCUUAAUAAUGGUGAGUUUCUGGGCCAUGUAUUUUCGUAUAAUGUUAGUGCCAAUGAGACUUAUGAUCUCAUUGCAACAAGGCGCUAUUCAAGUUUGACGAAUAAGGAGUUGUUGAUGAGGGAUAAUAGGUAUCCGGAUAACAAUAUACCGGAUCAUGUGACCUUGAAUGUGACUGUGAAUUGCUCCUGUGGGAAUAAACAUGUGUCAAAGGAUUAUGGAUUGUUUAUCACGUAUCCGAUGAGGCCGGGGGAAAAUUUGAGUUAUAUCGCGUUGGUGACUAAUACUAGCUCCAAGCUGAUAGAAAUGUACAAUCCAAUGGUGAAUUUCAGUGCUGGCAGCGGGUUGUUGUACAUUCCAGGCAGAGAUAAACUGGGGAAUUAUCCACCUAUAUCAACCAGGAAAGGUUCAUCAGGUAAAACAAUAGCUGCAUUAGCAGUAGCUUCACUAGCUGGAGUUUUGUUAUUGGUAGGCAUCAUUUAUGUGGGAAUUUAUAGAAGAAAGGAACAAAAGGUUGCAGCAAAUAUCCCAGUAUCUUCUGGUCAAUGCUAUCCACCUAGUCCUGCAGGCCUUUCAGGCAUACAUGUGGACAAAUCAGUAGAGUUUUCAUAUCAAGAACUUGCUGAAUCGACUGAUAACUUUAGCAUUUCGAACAAGAUUGGAGAAGGUGGGUUUGGGGCCGUCUAUUAUGCUGAGCUGCGAGGAAAGAAAGCAGCAAUUAAGCGAAUGAACAGGGAAGGAAGAACAGAAUUUCUCGCUGAACUGAAAAUUUUGACGCGUGUUCAUCACCUGAACCUGGUUUCCUUGAUAGGGUAUUGUGUUGAGAGGUCCCUGUUCCUUGUAUACGAAUUCAUUGAGAACGGUAAUCUAAGCCAACAUCUUCAUGGGAGAGACGUAUUGACAUGGUCAACACGGGUGCAAAUUGCAAUGGAUUCAGCCAGAGGUCUUGAGUAUAUACACGAGCACACCGUCCCUUUUUACAUCCAUCGUGAUGUUAAAUCAGCAAAUAUUCUGAUAAACAAGAACUUUCAUGCAAAGAUUGGAGAUUUUGGCUUAUCAAAACUUGUUGAAAGUGGAAAUCCAACUUUGAAUACACGUUUUAUGGGUACAUUUGGAUACAUGCCACCAGAGUAUGGUCAUUCAGGAGUUAUCUCUCGUAAAGUAGAUGUCUACGCUUUUGGUGUUGUCCUUUAUGAGUUGAUUUCAUCCAAGGAUGCGAUAGUCAAGGAAGAUGGUGUUGAUGAAGCAAGAAGCCUUGUUGCUUUGUUUGAUGAAGCUCAUAGUCAUCCAAAUCAAAUUGAAGCCAUUUCCAGAUUGAUAGACCCUAAACUCUGCGAUGACUACCCCCUCGAUUCAGUCUACAAGAUGGCACAGCUUGCUAAAUCUUGUACAGAGAAAAAUCCUGAAAUGAGACCUACUAUGAAAUCAGUAGUGGUGGCUCUUAUGGCACUUUCAUCGUCACAUGCCUGACUAUUUGAUAUGUUGCUUUCACUCUAUAGAAAUUAAGAUCACAAGGCACAAAAACAAGAUCUUGUUGCAUAAUGUUAAGUAUUUAAAGGUGUUAGGGCCUCCUCAAAGUAAUAGCAAUUCCUUGAAAUAUAAGAGCUUAACUUCAUCUUUUUUUUGCUAUACGGAUCAGUAGUGUCAGAGGAAGCGCGCCAAAACAGUUGUAAAUAUUAGGUACGUAGAUAUGUCAUGGCAAAAUACGUAUGUUCUGUAUUGUAUUGAAGCUUCAUGAUUUCAAUGUAUUUCUGUUUGUAUACUAAGAAUAAGGCAUUCUUAAAUCUUGAUUUUGGUA
This is a messenger RNA of Solanum lycopersicum (tomato), 2810 nucleotides long. The record is from RefSeq and is a predicted model, not a curated record. Lineage: Eukaryota; Viridiplantae; Streptophyta; Magnoliopsida; Solanales; Solanaceae.